UGUCUCCACUUUCUGUACUGCUUUUUAACAUGCUGGCAAGUAGAGGUUCCGUUAAAUGCCACUUAGCUGCGGAGAAGUGACAGAGUACAUUUGGAAGCUGUGGGGAAGAUCAAAAUGAAGCUUUCGGCAAGCAUCAUUGAAAUAAUUGCCUGUUGUAUCUUAAUCUUUGUGAGCAUAGUUGGAAAUGCCAUAUUGAUUCAUUGCACCUGGAGAUGCAUUAGGAGACGUCUGCCAACAUCCUUCACACUUAUUUUUAGCCUUGCAAUAGUGCAUCUGCUCAAGAACUUGGUAGUCAAUACUAUAAAUAUUAUUUCCAGUGCGGGGAUUUCUACUAAUGCCACCUACUGCAAAAUAGGACUAUUUACUUCUUCACUGACCACCACUUUGGAGAUCUGGUUUACACUUUACAUGGCUGUGUUCUAUUGCGUUAAACUCAAUAGAGUUGUCCACCCUCGACGGACUCCUCCAAACGGCAAAUGGCGUAAACAUCACGUAAUAGGUGUAAUCGCUCUAUGGAUUACUGGAAUUGCAGUUUCUUGCCCAUAUCUAAUAUUUGGGGAGAGUUUGGAAAACCAAAGCCUGUUAAAUUCUUCUUUAUGCAUUCAACACGGUUUCCUUUACGACCAAUGCAGCUUUGCAUUUGGAGACCCCCAGGUGGAACUGUAUUAUCAUAAAAUAUUUAUGGUUAUUAUAGACCUCUUUCCCCUGCUGAUACUAGUGAUGGUCAGUUGUCGCACACUUCUCCUUUUUAGAGAGCAGAAGAAGGCUACUUAUGGGAAUAUCUGGAUUGGGCACGAUGCUUCAGAGACGGAAGUUUUGCGGGCAUCCAAAAUAAUAAUAUUCUUAACGCUUCUAAUCACAUCUCUUUGGGUCUCCCAUUUUGUGUUGGUCUCUUUCUUGAAAAUUGCCAUGUCCUGGUAUUUAACUCCUACCAUCCUCAUUCUGCUGUGUUCUGUAUAUUCUAGUUUAAGUCCCUACUUACUUAUGCUAAUUAAUUACAAAAUCAGUUUAAAGAUUAGGGCUCUGAGUUCAUUUUGCUGUGCAAAUGCAAAGAAACCCACGUUGUCUGAUGGUGAAAAGUCAUCAGUACCGGUGGAGUCCGUUGCUGAAGACUGAAUAGCGGCAUAUAUAUUUUUGUAUGACAUUGAUGGGUAAAAUGGUAUUGACUGUUUUUACAAAAGACAAUUUUACAGAAAGUUUUGUGGUGAGCAGGAAUGGAAAGGUACAAAACCAUUACGACUAAAUGUGUUCUAUAGCACACAGAAAAUACAUUGCUCCUUAUCUAGUCUUUUUUUGACAAAUAAAUUGUAUAUUUGACUUCACUUAUUAUAUACGAUACUUAA
This is a messenger RNA of Spea bombifrons (plains spadefoot toad), 1343 nucleotides long. Its product is annotated as olfactory receptor class A-like protein 4. NCBI's taxonomy places the organism in Eukaryota, Metazoa, Chordata, Amphibia, Anura, Pelobatidae. Gene Ontology annotation, biological process: sensory perception of taste; G protein-coupled receptor signaling pathway. The transcript has a single exon. Gene Ontology annotation, molecular function: peptide binding; G protein-coupled receptor activity. The record is from RefSeq and is a predicted model, not a curated record. The coding region runs from base 115 to 1116 and encodes 333 amino acids. Gene Ontology annotation, cellular component: membrane.